CAGAGACGCUUCAGUUACACUGGGAAUCUCAGGAUAUGAUCUCAUUGCAUAUUCUUCAGAAAUUAAGGAACCUCUAAAGAUAGAGAAACAAAAACAGACUGAGAAGCAGACAUUUAAAUAGAUUUAUGAAGUUUACCUGCAGUUACAGCAGUAAGAAAGAGUGAAACUAAACUGCAGAUUUAGCAGAAGCCAUUACUGAGCUCGGAACAGACGGAGACAGAAUGGCGUCUGGAUCUCCUUCUCUCCUGGAAGAGGAGCUCUCCUGUCCUGUGUGCUCUGAAAUCUUCAGGGAUCCUGUUGUCCUGAGUUGCAGUCACAGCUUCUGUAAGGCCUGUCUGCAGCAGUACUGGGAUCAGAAGGGAUCUCUGGAGUGCCCAGUUUGCAGGAGAAGAUCUUCAAAGGAACAUCCUCCCAUUAGCCUGUCUCUGAGGAAUAUCUGUGAAAUGUUCUUAAAGGAGAAAAGUCAGAGAGCUAAAGCAGGAUCUGAAGUGCUCUGCAGUCUGCACAGUGAGAAACUCAAACUCUUCUGUUUGGAGGAGCAAAUACCCAUCUGUGUUAUCUGUCAGACUUCAAAAAAACAUGAGAACCACAAAGUGCGACCAGUUCAGGAGGCUGCAGAAGAAUAUAAGGAGAAACUCAGGACUGCACUGGCUCCACUGCAGGAGAAGCUAGAAGCCUUUAAUGCAGUGAAGCUAAUCUGUGAUCAAACAGCAGAGCACAUCAAGAGCCAGGCCCAGCACACAGAGAGACAGAUAAAGAUGGAGUUUGAGAACCUUCAGCUGUUCCUAAAAGAGGAAGAGGCAGCCAGGAUCACUGCACUGAGGGAGGAAGAGGAGCAGAAGAGGUGCAUGAUGAAGGAGAAGAUUGAGAAGAUGACAGAAGAGAUAGCAUCCUUUUCAGAACAGAUCAGAGCCUUAGAACAGGAGCUGGGAGCUGAAGACAUCUCAUUCUGCACCCUGGGGGAUCCAGAGAAGGUCUCAGGAGCGCUGAUUGAUGUGGCCAAGCACCUGGGCAAUCUGAAGUACAGAGUGUGGGAGAAGAUGCUGGGGACUGUUCAAUACACUCCUGUGACUCUGGACCCAAACACAGCACAUCCCGAACUCUCACUGUCUGAGGAUCUGACCAGUGUGAGACGCAGUGAUGAGAGACAGCAGGUUCCUGAUCAUCCUGAGAGAUUUGAUACAGGGUGGUGUGUGCUGGGCUCUGAGGGAUUCAGCUCAGGGAGACACUGCUGGGAUGUAGAACUGGGGGAUGGGGUCUGGGCGGUGGGUGUGGUUAAAGACUCCUUCAGCAGGAAAGGGGGUGUGAAUCUGAGCCCAGCAGCAGGAGUGUGGAGUAUAGGGCUGUGCGAUGGGAAAUACAGAGCCCUGACCUCCCCACUCACACGCCUCACUGUGCAGAGGGACCUCCAGAGGGUCAGAGUGCAGCUGGACUGGGACAGGGGGGAGGUGUCAUUCUCUGACCCCAGUGACAACACUCCUCUCUACACCUUUAAACACUCCUUCACUGAGAGACUGUUUCCAUUCUUUGUGGGGAUUGUGAGGAUCUGCCCACUGAAGGUGUCUGUAAGUGUAAAAUAGCACUGUGGCAUUGUUUGUAAACAUCACUUGAAGUCAAAGGACUGUCUCAACUCAGAGUAGGUUUACUACAAAUGUUAGAAACAAAAACACAUCAUAACAAAAUAUUGUGUAUAAUUUUAAAUGUAAAUACAAACAUUGUAUUGUGCUUGAUGAGAAAUGUAUAAUCUCUCUGAUAUAACUUCAGAAUGUUAUUACUGAGUAAUUCCUGUGGUACAUGGUGGUAUUGUAAGUACACUGGUGUGUGUGUAAUGAGUAAUUCCUGUGGUAUAUGGUGGUACUGUAAGUACACUGGUGUGUGUGUGUGUGUGUGUGUGUGUGUGUGUGGAAUGAGUUGGGGUGUAAUAAAUACAGAACUGGAAUCACUCCAGAGUGCUGCUCUUUUCCUGACCCGUCACCAGUGUGUCUCCCAGGUGUGUGAUGAGGUAAGUCUCUCUCUCCGGUGCAGUAUGAACGCAGACAGAGACAAAUACGCCCCUCCUACGCUGGGUUUGGGUUCUACACCCUACACCCCUGCCAGACCUCUUCGUUCAGCCUCCACAGGCCGCUUGGCACCUCCCCCUCUCCGAACCUCCACCUCCCGCUCACGACUACUGUCUUUUCUGGCUCCACGGUGGUGGAACGAACUCCCCGCUGAGGUCAGAACUGUAGAAUCUCUCCCCACCUUCAAGCGCAAACUGAAGACGCACCUCUUCAAGCAGCACCUCUCCCCGUCCCUCCCUACCUGCCUGUGAACCUUAAUUGUUGUCUUUGUGUGAUUUACUUUUUUGUGUAUCGGUAUUUUUAGUUUGGCUAGGUAAGCAGUGUUUGGCUAGUUAAGUUUGGUCACUUAUGCUUUGUUUGUUUGUUUAUUUUUAUGUUUAAAAAAAAUAAAAAAAUAGGCCCUG
Messenger RNA from Conger conger (European conger), 2464 nucleotides. RefSeq names its product E3 ubiquitin-protein ligase TRIM35-like. Gene Ontology annotation, molecular function: zinc ion binding; protein binding. Lineage: Eukaryota; Metazoa; Chordata; Actinopteri; Anguilliformes; Congridae. The transcript is spliced from 5 exons. The coding region runs from base 222 to 1580 and encodes 452 amino acids. The record is from RefSeq and is a predicted model, not a curated record.